AAAAACAGAUACUAUGUUACGCUAUGAGUUAGUUGUAUUGUUCCGCUUAAUAAUGUAACAAUAUCUAUACAUUACUCACUGAAUGUAUUGUUCGAAACUAGGAAUUAAAGACCAUCCGAUAAUAAACUCCGUUCAGCGCAAACAAUUGCUUUACAAUAAUAGGUAUUAUUUAUUGAAUCAAUUCUGUCAAGUUUAAUUGCAUUUUAAAUGGCUGAAAAUUAAUUUAUCAAUUACACGAAUCUUGUCAUCGAUAUAAUACAAUAUAAAGAAUUCUCAUAUAUAUUUAGAUUAUUUGGAUGCAUCUAUUGCUGGGAAGUGCACCCCGCUGUUUGUUCCAGAUUUAUUGAGCCAUUGAACUUGAUUAUGAAUGUGCAAUUCAAUGAGUCGUUAUCGAAUUCCACCAGAACAAUUGAUUACACUCAAGAAAUGUUGAAAACUGCUUCGCAAAUAUUUUGGGAUGUUGUAGUGAUCACCCUGUAUCUAAUGGUUGUGUUUUAUAUUUUUGUGAUGUUGACUAUUGAAAGAAAGGCAAAUGGACAACGAAGUAACAGAAACAACAGACCAACAACUGCCCAGAAGAUUGGAAAAUUAUUACGAAUAAAUCGUUACACUACAACCAUAAUCUUCAUAAUCCAAUCAUUUAUAUGUCUAGCCGAAAGACUUGUUUUUGAGCUUUACUUUCCGAAUCUUUGCUUUUUAGUCAAAUGGGCCAAGGUUUCGCUGAGUAACAUGAUAAUGAUGUGUUCCUACACGGCGUUGUGGCUCAGACAACGAUCUAUCUACGCAAAUCAAGCAUUGAAUCAUCUGACAAACAGGGUCACUCGGUUUAUCAGUGCAAUGAUAUUCUUUCUUAUUGUUCUUUCUGCAAUCGGGAACAUGGUAGCAUAUAUUGGAAAUUACCGAAUCGCUAUGACAGCAAGUGGAUGUUCAAUUGUUGGAGCAAGAUUGUCGGCAAAAUUAAGCUGGAUAGUAAUUGGCGCGACGACACUUUUCAUGCAGAUAUCGCUAUUGUGGCUUUUCUUGCAACCAAUUUGCAAACACCGAGGAAACGUAGGCGACACCGCGAGCAGUUACAAUCCUGUUUUUAAACGAGCCUUCGCCACGAGCUUUGUUUGUGUAUUGACAGAUACAAUUGCAUUAAGUUUAUCCGCUUCUUCUGUUAUCAAUGACGCAUUAACGAUCACGCGAUCAUUGCAGUUCAGUUUGUUUAUCAAUGUGCUUAUGGUUAUUGCUUCUUUCCCAGAUUGGAAAAAGACCAUGUUUCCAUACUGCUCAGCUUCCAACUCCGAGGCAAAGACUGAAACGGACAAUGCCUAAUCCUAGUAAAUCUACAUUGUUAGUUAUCACUCAUGAAAGGGUUAUUCGUAAAUGUGUUUUUCAAUAAACAAUAUGAAUCGUGAUGAAUGCUACACUCCGGAUCAAAGAAUAUAAUGCGAAACAUGUGAUUUUUAUUCUUAAAGUUUUCGAUCUUGUCAUUAACAAAAUUUUGAAAUCGAUGACAGAAAAAUAAAAUGUGCAUUUGAUGGUUUAAUGCAAUAUUUAAUGAAAUAUAUAUGUAUAAAAAUGUUUUGCCGUGGUGUGAAUAUAUUAAAAACUAUAAUUGUAUAUUUCGUAAUUGUAUUUAUCAUAAAUUACUUGUAAUUCAGCAAAAAUUUGACAUGCGUCAAAGGAACACAUUUAGUGCUUUUUCAUUUUUCGUCGCAGCUGAAUUUUGUUGAUGUCUCGUAUACCUUUUAUUCAGCUUUCAUUGGCGUAUUGAAUCUAAAAUGGUUAACAUACGCUACAAAGCACAUUUACGGUUAUUGCAGAAGAAGUAGUACAUUGGACCAGUUCAUGCAAAGUUUAGGUCUUGUAUAUUUGCGUGCUUCGUCGAUGUCGUAAUCACAGAAAGAUGUUGAGACAUCGACAAUCGAGGGUGCAAUUUUUUUUGCGAAUUUAAUGAGACUUCAAUUACUCGGUUGUUUCAGUGGCGUGAUUCCGGCCUUGUCUAAGAUGAGAUCAGCUAAGCGAAUGCUACUCAGGGGCAACUAUGGCAAAUUUAUUCAUCGUCUGUCAUAUUCUAAAAUUCUUACAACUUCUUAGACUUUUCAAAAGUUUUUAGAUAAGAAAUGUUCAUGUUGAAAAUUAACUUUUCGUCCAAUGUAUAUUUUGACGAUCGGUGUUGUUACGACCCAUUCAUCAUUAAGUGCUAAUGAGGCGCAUCUCAACUCGAAACUAUAGUUAAUGGUGUAUAGUAAUUUAAAAGUAAUAAAUAGGCAAAAAAGGCCUUCGGUGCUACAGUAUGUAGAGCAUUGUGGGGAAUUCCCGAAGCAUGGUAAACGGGUCGGAAGUGCUUAAAAAUAUCAAUCCCUCUGGUAUUCUCAAUCACACAAUUUGACGUUUAAUUUGUUAUCGAAUGCGGGGAAAUUACCUUAACAAAUUGGACCUUGCUACUCGAAAUACAUCACUCAAUCUGACCAAACAAAACUACAAAAAUGCAAAUUUAUACUCUUGUGACAAAUUCUCUAGUCUAAAAAGGACCUAAAAUUUGUUUGUAUAUGCCAAUUUUAUGUGCGAUGGUGGUGGCAUCCUCAAACCCCGAAAGAUAAAAAAUCAUACGGAGGACAGCAAAAGCUCUACCAACAUAGCCAGUUGGUUGAUUAAUUUCUUGCAUGCACAAAAGAUUUUCAAGAAACUAUUCAAGUUGAAAUAGUUUUUGGUGAGCGUUACCAUAGAAAAUAGUUCGCAUCAAAUCAAAUUUAUUGAAAUACAUUAAAAUAAAUUAAGCCAGCGUUGUAUGUUUGCUUAAUAUCAUCCAUCAACUUAUCAAUAAUAAACGCAUUGUAAUUGUCGUUCUAAUAAUAUGGUGUUUUAUUAUCAGUUUUCACAUCGAGGUAUAUCUCCGCAGACAGUCGCGUGCGCAUGUUCGGAGAUAAGAGUGCUAAUGCGACCAAGGCCUGGUAACGCCCACACGUGCUGGAUGUUUUGCUAUCCUUCUAUAAUGUCGGAGAAAUGAAUUAUUGUCAUAUUUUAUAUUUAUGGAAUAAUUUAUAAACCGCUAAUUUAAUUUAACCGAAAUAUAAAAAUAAAUAUAUACUUGUUAAAUGAUUGAUUUUUCGAGGAACGUGUUCCAUGCAACCGUUCCACCAAACCAUAUUUUUGUUACUUCUGCAUUAACAUUUGUAUUAUUUUUCACUUUUAUCUACAACGA
Molecule: messenger RNA, 3190 nt
Organism: Styela clava
Lineage: Eukaryota; Metazoa; Chordata; Ascidiacea; Stolidobranchia; Styelidae
Source: RefSeq, a predicted model, not a curated record